GGUCAUUCUUCUUCGUCUCCCUCCCUUUCAAUUUCAUUGACGAACCUACGAAAGGUCUUUUCUAGUUUAGUCACUUCACCUCUACGGCUACUGCCAUGGCGGCUUCAUUCUCUUCCACUGCUCCCACGAAACCGGUUCUUCAAUUCAGAGCGAACUACUCCAAGUCUCUCCUCUCUCUCCCAGAUUCGUGUUUGAGGAUAAUCGCUUCGGCGAGAUGUCCCUCUGCACGCUUAAUUGCGUGUUCGUUAAAGACCGACAAGCUUCCGCUCGGGGCUGGCGUCAGUCUCUCCGUUGGCCCCGUUGUCAAGCGAUUGGUGAUAAGGUCUGCUACUAUUGAAGAAAUAGAAGCAGAGAAGUCUGCUAUUGAGACUGAUGUUAAAUCAAAGAUGGAGAAGACCAUUGAAACGCUUCGGACGAGUUUCAACUCCAUAAGGACAGGGAGAGCCAAUGCAGCAAUGCUUGACAAGAUUGAGGUGGAAUACUAUGGCAGUCCAGUAAGUUUGAAAAGCAUUGCCCAAAUCAGUACCCCCGAUGGGAGUUCUCUUUUGCUGCAACCAUAUGACAAAUCCAGCUUGAAGGCUAUAGAGAAGGCUAUUGUGAAUUCUGAUCUUGGAGUGACCCCUAAUAACGAUGGAGAUGUCAUUCGACUGUCCUUGCCUCCCCUCACAUCUGACAGAAGAAAGGAACUAUCUAAGGUUGUUGCAAAACAGUCUGAAGAAGGGAAGGUUGCACUGAGGAACAUUAGGAGAGAUGCCUUGAAAUCUUAUGAUAAACUCGAAAAGGAGAAGAAGCUCUCAGAAGACAAUGUGAAGGAUUUGUCAAGUGAUUUGCAGAAACUAAUUGAUGUAUACAUGAAGAAGAUAGAGGAGCUCUACAAACAGAAAGAGAAGGAAUUGAUGAAGGUGUGACCAUAAUGGUUGUUAGGGGAGGAGACAUAAUUCUACAAUCUGGUAAAAUCCUUUACUAUUUUCUCUGUGUUUCUUGGGGUACAAGAAUGUCUUUUGGGAAUUGAGAGCAACUUUGUUUAAGUCACUAUUUUCGGUUGCAAAAAUUUUAGAAGAAGCCUCUGAUAUUUUGUUUCUUUAUUAAAGGAUCCUCUUUGUA
Messenger RNA from Arabidopsis arenosa, 1104 nucleotides. The record is from the annotation of a GenBank genome assembly. NCBI's taxonomy places the organism in Eukaryota, Viridiplantae, Streptophyta, Magnoliopsida, Brassicales, Brassicaceae.